UAACCGCAGCCGGAGCAAGUUUGAACAGCAGAAGGCAGUUGGUCGGACUGAUUAACGGCAGUGAGCCAUGGCUGACGAGAAUUUUGAGAGCUUGGAGCUCAACGAGGGGGUGCCCGGUGAGUAUACGCUGGCGGAGAUUGAAGUUGGCGACAAGUCGCAGCUGCAUUUCAGCCACCUGCCGGAUGCCACAGUCCUGGCACCCAGCGAGGGGAACAGCCAAGUGAAGCGAGUUCUCGGCCAGGAGGAACUGGUCCAGCUCUUUACCAGGCCACCGCCACCGCCACCCAUCAUCCAGAUGUCCACUGAGGUGGUUCUUCAGCGCACUCUGGAGCAUCCUGCGCUGAAGCAGAUACUCCAGGAAGCCGACGGCCAGCCAGAUUUUGAUCCGGCAGCAGAGCAAAUGAAAAUACGCGAAUUCUUGGCAGGCGUCACCAACAGUAAGAUGACCACAGAGGAGUCGGUCUUUCAAGCACAACGCAUGAGCACGGGAUCGACUGGGUCCCGCAUCUACAAGUGCCGUCACUGCGGUGGCAAGUACGACGCUGUGUACUUCUCCAGUCACAUUUGUUCAUGCGAAGACGUCGCAAAGCCCGUCUAUGAGACAUUCGGACAUCAGGAUAAGCCACGAGCAGUGAAGACGGCGAUGGAAAUGGGACUGGUCCCGGCGCCACGUUAUGUUCGAGGCACCGAGCGCAUCAUCUUGGAAAAUCAAGUACGCCUACGCCGCUACAUGAAGGACGAACUGAAGUACGAUGUCACCACGGGCGUAGACAGUUCGGUGCCCAGAAAGACGGGCAAGCAGAUCAACGAGUGCGGUAUAUGCGAUCGGCAGUUCGUGCAUCCCUCCGGCCUGGUGCGCCACAUGGAGAAGCAUGCCCUGAACCUGAUCGCCCCACAGGCCAAUGCGCCAUCGAACCCGGCUCCGCCUGCCCCCGGCCUGGCCGUAGUGAUAAAGUGCAACGACUGUGGCCGCAUCUUCUAUGACAGCAAGCAGGCCAUGGAGCAUGCCCGUGUCCAUUAUCCCGAUCAACCGAAGUUAUUCGAACCACUGACGUCUGAGAACGAAUCCGAAAAGAAAGAUUUCUGUAAGCGUAUGCUGAAGGGGGACUGGCUUUUCUUUUGUGUGCAGUCAAAGAAACGAAGUGUCGAUCAGAAGCAAGAGAAGCGAGCGUUUGAGGCCGGGCUAUCUAGCACCCUGAUCCUCGGCAGUGUACUGCAAUGCGAGUUUUGCGAGUACGUAUUUGCGGAUAUUGAGAAGCUGCUUGUCCACUCGGCCGCUCACGUGGCGGAGAGGCGCUUCGAGUGCACCGCCUGCGGCAUUACAAUGAACACGACCAAGGAGGCCAGUGUGCAUUUCCAGACGGAAUGUAUAUUCAUGCGCGAGGAACUCAAGCGGCUGGAUGUCUCUCUGUUUCGGUACUUUGUGUGCAAUGUGUGCGAGCAGAAGUUCUCCACUGCAGACCUGCUGCAGGAGCACCGAUACAUCUACUACCAUUACUUUCCACGCCUCACCGCCGAUGGCAGUACACUUGUGCUGCCCUGCGAAUAUUGCGAUGCCAACUUCACGCAUGCCCACGAGGUGGAGGAGCAUAACCAGGAGAAGCAUCUGAACAGGAAGAGGCGCGAAAAGGAGACGCGCACCAACGGCCCCAGCUAUGGCAACGGCCGCCUUCGCCAUUACCUGUGCGACGUCUGUGGAAAGUCGUACACUCAGUCCAGCCAUCUGUGGCAGCACUUGCGCUUCCACCAGGGUAAGUGUCAGCUGUGUCAGCGUAGUCCCUGGCCGAUCACCAGCUCUCCCGUGGGCCUGACAGGUGUCAAGCCCUUCGCCUGCCAAGAGGCCAAUUGCGAUAGGAAGUUCACCAUCCGUCCGGACCUCAACGAUCACAUCCGCAAGUGUCAUACUGGAGAGCGACCGUAUCAUUGCUUGGUGUGUGGAAAGCGCUUCCUCACCGGCUCCGUCUUCUAUCAGCACCGUCUUAUACAUCGCGGGGAGCGGCGCUACGAGUGCGAUGAGUGCGGCAAGCGGUUCUACCGAGCCGAUGCCCUGAAGAACCACCAGAGGAUCCACACUGGCGAGAAACCAUAUAGCUGCCUCUUCUGCACAAAGACAUUUCGCCAACGCGGAGACCGGGACAAGCAUAUACGUGCACGGCAUUCCCAUUUGGACGCCAACUCGCGUCUUAUGAUGCAGAUGCAGAAGUUUCAGCUGGAGUCGGCGCAAGCAGCAAAGGCCAGAAUCCAGCUGGAGCAAAUGGGCGAUGGUGACAGCUACUCGGCGGAAGCAUCAGGAUCUCAUGUCGGUCCUGAGGAAGAUGGUCCAAACAACUUCGCUACGGAAGAACAAGAUGGAAUGUAUUGCGAUCCAAUGGAUGGAUUCACUCCAAGCCAAUUUGAGAUUCAGCAGUGUGUGGAGGAGGCUGAGCCCACGCCCAUGAAUGAAGACGUAGAUCAAGAAAUAAUUGUGUACGAGAGCCCAGAGCCGACUAUGACAAUUUCUUAUGAACCAAAGCCAGAACCACAGCAAAUGGAACAGGAGAUUCCAGUGAAACCCGAAAGACCAAAGCGUAAAAUUGUAGUGGUUAAGAAUAAUCCAUCUCUACCGUUUUAUCCAAAUUCAUACAUGUAAAAUUGUGUAAA
Molecule: messenger RNA, 2640 nt
Organism: Drosophila persimilis
Lineage: Eukaryota; Metazoa; Arthropoda; Insecta; Diptera; Drosophilidae
Product: testis-specific zinc finger protein topi
Exons: 4
Coding region: 68-2629 (853 amino acids)
Biological process (GO): regulation of transcription by RNA polymerase II
Cellular component (GO): nucleus
Molecular function (GO): RNA polymerase II transcription regulatory region sequence-specific DNA binding; DNA-binding transcription factor activity, RNA polymerase II-specific
Source: RefSeq, a predicted model, not a curated record